Leguminivora glycinivorella is the source of this 1870-nucleotide messenger RNA. Its product is annotated as visual pigment-like receptor peropsin. NCBI's taxonomy places the organism in Eukaryota, Metazoa, Arthropoda, Insecta, Lepidoptera, Tortricidae. Bases 209 to 1351 code for a protein of 380 amino acids. The transcript is spliced from 7 exons. Gene Ontology annotation, biological process: G protein-coupled receptor signaling pathway. Gene Ontology annotation, cellular component: membrane; photoreceptor outer segment. Gene Ontology annotation, molecular function: G protein-coupled receptor activity. The record is from RefSeq and is a predicted model, not a curated record.
AAUUUUACUUUUAAACAUAAUAAAAUAUUCCUGUGUAAAAAAAGCAACAGUUUAGGUUAAUAAUUUUAAGAAUACCUAUCCAAGAAAGUUAAGGUUUGAUACCUAGGUACUAUGUACUAGGUAUACUUUAAUAUCUUAUUUUGAAAGAGAUUUUUUCGCACUUAGGCUCGUAUUUACUUCCCGCAGUCUACCAAGAGAGUACACUUCCAUGCUCCCAAUGGCACGCACAAUGCUGUCACCCGAUCCCGGCCCAUUGUCCAAAGCGCUGGUUCGACAACCUGCCCAGUGUCUGUGCCUCCCCGCGCUAUGUGGACGUUCCCGGGACCCUAGCGUUGUACCUUUACCUCGGUGCCAGUGCAAUAUUGUAAUCUGCAGAAUGAUGCAAAUCUUGUACGAUUAUCAGGAAGAUGACUGUCCGUGGUAUUACUUUGAUAGUUCUUAUAAAACUUUAUUAGGGAGUUGUCUCUUUGUUUUCGGAGUGUUCGGGGUGCUGCUGAACGGCUGGCUCUUCGUCACCUUCAUCCACAGUCACCUGCUGACCUUCAGAAGCCACAUCCUUGUGCUAAAUCUUUGCUCGGCGUCUCUCGGCAGGAAUUUGCUAGGGUUCCCUUUCGCCGGGGCUUCAGCGGUAACAAAAAGAUGGUUAUUUGGAUCAGCGUGCUGUCAAUUCUUCGCAUUUUUAAAUCAAUUUUACGGUGUCUUUCAAAUGACUGCGUUACUUGUUAUUAUUAUAGAGCGGUAUCUUUUAGCAAAGUUCUACAGGCGAGAGAGGAUUCUCCACCUACGAUUAUACUACAUCCUCGUGGGUGUUUGCUACGUGACCGCCGCAGUAUUCGCGACGCCGCCUCUAUUUGGCUACGGGGCCUACUCCUGUGACCCCACCGGGACCGUGUGUACUUUUUUCUGGCCCUCGGGGACCUCUGGUGCCAAGCAGAUAGGCUACACUGUGCCCUAUGUCAUACUCUGUGGAGUGAUACCAGUUAUUGCCAUUUUCUAUUACACGGGAAAAGCUGUACGGUUAGAGACUAUUUACUACAGAAGCGAACAACAAAAAGAACAGAAAAGAUUAACCAAGAGUGUCCACGUCCUCACAAUCUCCACGCUGGCCCUGUGGAUCCCCAGCGCAGUCCUGGCAGGGUACCAGUGGUUCCCAGCUCUGGUCCUGAGCUACCGAAGCCACGUUCCACCAACAUUAGCGCUUAUAGCACCCAUUGCAUCUGAGGCGGCGACCAGCAUCCCCGUGCUAUGCUACUUGUUCGUGGACGAGCGGCUGCGCGCGGCGUUGCUCGGCCGCGUGCGGCGACACUACGCGCUCCUGAGACCAGACCGCGCGAAACGCUUCCAGGCAUAGCCCAGUACAAGCUUUAUUUUUCUAAAGAAACCUCGUGACGUGAUAACCACGAAAGCGCCAAGCUGCUUCCGCUACGCCAAGCGCUUCCAGAUCUAACCUUUCGGUGGUGACUAUGACCUGAGUUUUAUUUUUUACGAGACUGUUAUGUCCAACAUAAGUACUUCAUGGUUAGUCAGGCCUGCUCAAUAUUUCGAGAGACGCUUCUUAUGCAUAAACAGGCUACUUCAACGAAAUUGCGCGAAUAACUUCCAGUUCGAACUCUGAAUAAAAGGAAUCCCGUGAGGGCCGUGAGUGUAAGUGUUUUCCUACUACUAAAAUACUUACUCAGAAAGUGCUUAGAUGUAAUGCUGUGAUGGAUUUUGUUAAAAGUGGGAUAUAUUUCCUGGGGCCUACGGUCCUCAUUCUAUAUGUUUAAACACUGCCAUUUUUUUAUUAAGUAUUAAGGCAAAUAUGGAGUUGGAUACUUACAUUGGUUAAAGUUAUAAAUUACCUAUGUCUAAUAAAACAAUUAUUAUUCUU